Messenger RNA from Ilex paraguariensis (yerba mate), 1254 nucleotides. NCBI's taxonomy places the organism in Eukaryota, Viridiplantae, Streptophyta, Magnoliopsida, Aquifoliales, Aquifoliaceae. The record is from the annotation of a GenBank genome assembly.
AUGGGUUGCAUUUGUGGUAAGGUUUCGGUAACAGAAGAUAGCCGGGAGAACACAAGGGAGAGACAAUUGAAUAAAGAGUCCUCGGAUUUACAUGUGCCUCGUGUCAUUUCAUCGAAAAGAGAGGAGAGUUUUCGGGUAAAGAAUAGACCAGGCAGUGGUGAUCUAAGAGUUGGAGUAGUUGAAAAGAAGGCCAAUAAUUCGAAAAGGGUGAGGGAUGAUCAUUUUGAGGGGAGGAAAGAGAAUUCUGAAGUAGUAGUCGUAAACUUUCCAGGGAUGGGAAGUGUUCCUAAAGCUAUGGAAGGAGAACAGAUUGCGGCAGGUUGGCCAUCUUGGUUUGUGGCAGUGGCGGGUGAAGCUAUCAAGGGAUGGCUGCCAAGGCCUUCAAAUUCUUUCGAAAAGUUAGACAAGAUUGGCCAAGGAACUUACAGUAGCGUGUACAAGGCUCGUGACCUCACUAAUAAUAAGAAAGUUGUUGCUUUAAAAAGGGUACGAUUUGAUAAUAUGGAUCCUGAGAGCAUCAAGUUUAUGGCAAGGGAGAUCCUUAUUUUGCGUAGGCUUGACCAUCCAAAUGUUAUCAAACUAGAAGGCUUGGUAAUAUCGCACACAUCAUGCAGUUUAUACCUUGUUUUUGAGUAUAUGGAGCAUGAUCUUACAGGACUGGCAUCGCUCCCUGGUGUCAAGUUCACGGAACCACAGGUUAAAUGUUACAUGCAGCAGCUGCUGAGUGGACUUGAGCAUUGUCAUAGUAAUGGUGUUCUACAUCGUGAUAUUAAGGGUUCAAAUCUUUUAAUUGACAAUCAUGGGAUCUUGAAGAUUGCGGAUUUUGGCUUAGCAAGCUUCUUUGAUCAUCACCAAUGUGCGCCCUUGACCAGCCGUGUAGUGACUCUUUGGUAUCGGCCGCCCGAACUUUUACUUGGAGCCACUCACUAUGGAAUUGCAGUGGAUCUAUGGAGUACUGGCUGCAUACUUGGAGAACUAUAUACUGGCAAGCCUAUCAUGCCUGGAAGAACUGAGGUAGAGCAAUUGCAUAAAAUUUUUAAGCUUUGUGGCUCGCCUUCUGAGGAUUAUUGGAGGAAAUCAAAACUACCUCAUUCAACAGUGUUCAAACCUCUGCAGCCUUAUAGACGUCGUCUUGGAGAAACAUUUAAAGAUUUUCCUGCUGCUGCUGUAGGGCUUAUGGAGACCUUACUUUCCAUAGAUCCUGCAAUUCGGGGAACUGCAGCAUUGGCUCUUAAAAGUGAGGUAAAUACCUAG